Messenger RNA from Alexandromys fortis (reed vole), 924 nucleotides. Its product is annotated as olfactory receptor 56A4-like. The record is from RefSeq and is a predicted model, not a curated record. Gene Ontology annotation, cellular component: plasma membrane. Gene Ontology annotation, biological process: G protein-coupled receptor signaling pathway. NCBI's taxonomy places the organism in Eukaryota, Metazoa, Chordata, Mammalia, Rodentia, Cricetidae. Gene Ontology annotation, molecular function: G protein-coupled receptor activity; olfactory receptor activity.
AUGGCAUUAUCCAGCAACAACUCUGAAACUUCUGUCUCUGAAUUCCUCCUCAUUUGCUUCCCUAACUACCAGACCUGGCAGCAUUGGCUGUCCCUGCCCCUCAGCCUCCUCUUCAUCCUGGCCAUGGGGGCCAAUGCCACCCUUCUCAUCACCAUCAGGAUGGAGGCCUCUCUGCAUGAGCCCAUGUACUACCUGCUCAGCCUUCUCUCUCUGCUGGACAUUGUGCUCUGCCUCACUGUCAUACCUAAGGUCCUGGCCAUCUUCUGGUUUGACAACAAAUCCAUAAGCUUCUCUGCCUGCUUCCUCCAGAUGUUUGUCAUGAACAGUUUCCUGACGAUGGAGUCCUGCACCUUCAUGGUCAUGGCCUAUGACCGCUAUGUGGCCAUCUGCAAGCCUCUGCAGUACCCAUCCAUCAUCACUGACCAGUUUGUGGUUAGGGCUGCCAUUUUUGUUAGAAGCUGGAAUAUCCUUUUUGCUCUCCCUGUCUCCAUUCUUUCCACCAGACUAAAGUACUGUGCUCAGAACAGCAUCAAGAACUGCAUCUGUACCAAUCUGUCUGUGUCCAAACUCUCUUGUGAUGACAUUACCUUCAAUAAACUAUACCAGCUUAUAGCAGGAUACCUCAUCCUCAUUGUUCUCUCCUACUCUUUUAUAUUCAGUGUUGUGCUCUGGAUCAAAGCUGAGGGAGCUGUAGCCAAGGCCCUGAGCAUAUGUGGUUCCCACUUCAUCCUCAUCCUCUUCUUCAGCACAGUCUUGCUGGUGCUGGUCAUCACUAACAUGGCCAGGGAGAGGAUUGCCCCAGAUGUCCCUAUCCUGCUCAACAUCUUGCAUCACCUCAUCCCUCCAGCUCUGAACCCCAUUGUUUAUGGGGUAAGGACCAAAGAGAUCAAACAGGGAAUCUACAACUUGCUGAGGAGGUUGUAA